Messenger RNA from Eleginops maclovinus (Patagonian blennie), 1765 nucleotides. RefSeq names its product regulator of G-protein signaling 7-binding protein B-like. NCBI's taxonomy places the organism in Eukaryota, Metazoa, Chordata, Actinopteri, Perciformes, Eleginopidae. The transcript is spliced from 6 exons. Bases 289 to 1026 code for a protein of 245 amino acids. Gene Ontology annotation, biological process: G protein-coupled receptor signaling pathway. The record is from RefSeq and is a predicted model, not a curated record. Gene Ontology annotation, cellular component: postsynapse; neuron projection; nucleus.
CCCUCCCUUCCUCUCUGUCGGCCUUCAGGAGGGGCUGAAGGUGACUCUCCUCUCGGCUGGGAUGCACAGCGAGUUGCUGGGGGUCGGUCCGGCCCGCUACACGCUGCUUUACCCCGGGUAUAACGACUCACCUGCGGGGCUUUAGGGAUUCACCAACCCGCCACCGUGCUGCUUCAAAGCGGGUCAUUUUCUUCUCCAUAGAGGACACAGCAGCUAUUUAAAACGGGGUAUCUAUCUGUGUCUGUCUCUCUGUCUGUCUGGCCGGGCUUCGGUGGUGGCUGUGCAUGCAUGUGUUCUGCACCGUACGGGCGGAAAAAGCGCCCCAGAUCCGCAGGGAGCAUCUUCCCCAGCGGUAAGGUGGCGCAGACGGAGCCGGAGCGCCGCGAGAGCACGGAGGAGGCCGUGGACGGCAGCAGGAUGACUGUGCAGGAAUUCAACACCCUGGUAGCGCUGUACCGGGAGCAGGUCAUAUCCGUGGGGGAGAUGUCCGCCGACUGCCCCUCUCUGCGGGCUCACAUGCAGCACACACGGACCAAAGGAUGCUCCAUGGCCCGGGCUGCUCACCAUGACCUCAACCUCAUCUCUGUUUCAGGUCUGGAGGACGGGGAGAUCCACCCUGAGAUCUGUCGGCUCUUCAUCCAGCUGCAGUGCUGUCUGGAGAUGUUCAUAACAGAGAUGCUGAAAUCCAUGUGCCUGCUGGGGGUGCUGCAGCUGCACAGAAAAAGGACGGAGUCGGAGCCGAGGUUGGACUUCAGGGUGGAUGAAAGCUCCGACGCUCCCAUCCUGGAAGAGCGUUCCUCCUCCCCCAUCGACUUCCCUCAGGAGCAGUGGCUGGUGGGAAUGGAUAUUGAAAAUAUAGAGAGAGAUAUGCGAGAGAUGCGAAACCUACUCAGCAAACUCAGGGACACGAUGCCACUGCCACUGAAAAACCAAGACGACAGCAGCUUGUUGAAUCUGACCCCAGACCCGCUGAUCAGACAGAGGAAGAGGCGCUUCCCCGGACUCUGCUGCAUGGUGUCUGGCUGAGAGCCUGAAGGCAGCACGACUGUCACGGGAAAGGACUUUCACUUUACUUUAUUGUGUGAUGUAAAUCACAUUUAUCUUUCUGUUCAGUUACGGUAUUUUCCCCCAAUAUUAUCUGAAAUUGUAAUCUUGUAGUACCUGUUAUCUAAUUAUAUGCCAUUUGUCUUAUUCAUCUUGAUGUUACCUUUUUGUUGCUGGUUGGUCAUUUGGUUCUGGAGUUCUGCGACCCAUCUCGGUUCCGUAUUUGGGCUUGGAUCAAGUUUUAGUUUGGUCAUUUAAAAUAUAUACCACAUAGAUUGUAGAUACACAAUAGAGAGCUGCAGGAAUGAGGACUUGGCAUGUUUGCACUUCCUGUUCCCUCGUCUCGAAGUCGAUGGAUUUUGGUUACACCCUGAAAUUCGUUAUGCUAAAUAGAUACGAUUUGUUCUGCAUCAUAAUAUACUUAACUGAAUACCCCAAUCAUGAAUAUUGAAUCUGUCACCUGUCUUAAAAGAGGCGGUUCCUAACAAGUAGCUACUUAACGAUUGAACACAAUUUGGCCUUUAGCUUAGCGGUGGUGACAUUGUCGUCAUGUGACCAGGCUGUACUUUGUUUACUAGUUAGCUUUCUUCUCUUGUGUUUACACUUAAAACUCCUAAAAGCAUCAACACAUUUUGUUCGCCUUUCUGUGGAAUAAUCCAAAAUCCAAUUGAAAAGUCCCAUUGGCCUUUUGACGACGAGGGAAUCGGAAGAAUGUUAACUU